GUGUUCUUUGUUCUUAUAGAGUUCUUUAUCGAUUUCCCAGUACUUUUUUAUAUUGUUUUUGCUCUUUUCAUUUUUGCAGCUAUUUAGAGAAGCUAUUUUUUGUGUUGUGUCUUUCUGGGGAUGUCUUUCUGAUGUUAGGAUGUUUUUCUGGGUCUGAAGGUUUUUUUUCUUAAUUCAUGACCAAAAGCUUUAUAGAAGCUUUUUAUUUCACCUAUUACUAUACAUGCUGUUUCGUUUUAUAUGUAUCCAUCUUUGAUUUCUAAUUUUUCAAAUUUCUUCAUUUGUCUAGAGUAUUUUUUUCUCAAAAAUGUUAACAACAACAAAGUUUAUUCUGAUCUCUUCAAUUUAUUAUUUUUGGCAAUAUCUCAUGGCCUUGGACGUGAUGAGGGUGUCAAAAACGACUCUGCCAAACCUAAGGAUAAAGACAAAAAAUAUGGAACGAUUAUUGGAAUUGAUUUGGGAACAACUUAUUCUUGUGUUGGUGUUUAUAAAAAUGGACGUGCCGAAAUUAUUGCUAAUGAUCAAGGUAUAAUAAAAUAAAUAGAAUAGGACCCCGCUGGUUCACCAACAUAUGUCAAAGGGCUGGGAAUAGUCAAGACUGGCACAGAGAGUAAAAGGGGCCGCUUAGGAAUGUCAAGCAAGGAGGAUGGUACUUUUUUCC
Meloidogyne enterolobii is the source of this 661-nucleotide messenger RNA. NCBI's taxonomy places the organism in Eukaryota, Metazoa, Nematoda, Chromadorea, Rhabditida, Meloidogynidae. The record is from the annotation of a GenBank genome assembly.